Sclerotinia trifoliorum is the source of this 3371-nucleotide messenger RNA. The record is from the annotation of a GenBank genome assembly. Lineage: Eukaryota; Fungi; Ascomycota; Leotiomycetes; Helotiales; Sclerotiniaceae.
CCAACUUUUAUCAGGAGAGAGAAUGUACUUCACUCCAAGUAUAUUGGUUUCCCGAGACAUCAGUAUGAUUUGGUCCUGUCUCGAAGAAUUGCCUCAUCGGUUUAUACAGUCAUCUGUAUGAAAGACUUGAUCUUGACUUGACUUUUUAUUCUUACUCACUCGUCUGUAACUCAGCCUUACUUACGACUGUUUUUGAGAAACUUUGUUUGAGAAACUUCGUCACACAAGGUUUGGACUUUGAGAGAGAAUUUAUGAACUUGUGAACUCGUGAACUCGUGGAUCGGAUUUUGAGUAGAUUAUUUAUUGAUGCUAUUUGUUGCGAAGAGGGAUACAGAUACAGAAUACAGAUAAAUGCGAGAAUAUCUGCGGAUUUUGAGAUCGGAGACUGGAACUCGAUAACUUGAUACUUGAUAAGGGAACAGAGUGCGAUAGUGAGAGAGUGAUAAUGGUUGGUGUUAAGGACAAGAUAGCUAGUUUAAUUCUGGGCAAGAAAAAGAGUGUGGAUGAACCAGAGCCGAAGCCAGAAAUUGAGGAUGAGUAUGAACAGAGACCGAGAAGGGAACGAAGAAAACAUCGCAGGAGUAGGAGAAAUCGGGACAAGCGUUCGAGGGAUGGAGAUGAUGGGGAGCGCGAUGCUGGAUAUGGAUCGACUUCUCCUCACAGACAUCGACAUCGAGAUAGCAAAGAUCGCGAAGAUGACGAAAAUCCUCGAAGACAUCAUUCCGUCAAAUUAAGUACCUCGACCUCCCGUUCACCACAUACAGAUCAGCGACAUUGCGCAGAGGAUGAAUCUCAUUCUGCUUCGCCGAAAAGACAUCCUUCGAUCAAGCCAAAUACUUCUACCUCUCGUUCGCCCCAUCAUGCAAGACCUAGUACAGGCAGAUCAUCGAAAUAUACAGAAGAAGGUGUAAGAGCGCCAAAGGUUAAACCAUCCAUGGAAUGGCCACCUGUUGGUCUCUCGCACGAUGAUGAAUUGUCACAAGGGAAAGCGAUGCAAUUGAUUGCUACUGGAGUACCGGUUUUCAAAGGAACGAUGGAAUCGAUCCCACAUGCUUCGGAUGAAUACUUUGCGCUAUAUGCGACUUGUCAUGGAAAUGGAGGAGCCGGAACUGAUCGUGCGGAGAUAUUUAGUAGGGCAUUUCUGGCGGAUUCUAUGCGAUUACAAGGACCUGGUGAAGCAAAUCGACCAUGGGAGACUCUUGAACAACCAAGUAUGGCUUUUGCUUAUGGCACAUUGAGAGGCACGAUUACCUUGAAUCACUGGUGUAGCAUUAAUGGUAUUCCUCAUGCCCCUAUAGAGCUUCGGGACCCGGGUGUUCAAACUUUGAGAGAUGUGGAUUUGCAAAUUAUAUUGGAUCGAUUGAUAUAUUUGGAAGGUGGAAUCGAUGAUGAAAAUGAGGAUAUGCUAUAUAAGAGUUUAUACAAAAUUUUACUCAAGGACCUCGACAAAUCAUUCAUCGCUAAAAAGGGAAUGGAGAAACAAAUUGCGGAUUUGAUAAUUGCGUUAUCGCGACGUGAAUGGAUAGAUUUUAGUCAGCCUAAGAAUCAUGUUGUGGCUAAAUUCUUUGUUGAUGGGGCAUAUUCUGAUCAUGGAAGAUAUCGAGCCUUUUUUCAUCAAUUGUUGUUGAGCAUGGAAUUGGAACUGAGGAUUCAAUCGAAGCAUCACUCGGAAGAAGCGAAGGAGAGGUUGUUAGCACAAUUACCACCGUGGAUCUCUUGGGAUCUGGCUGUUGCGAAGAAGUGGAGAGAAUGUAUGACUAUUGAGAAGUAUAAAACUACCGAUGAGCUUCAGCAGAGUAAGUUUUCACAUAUUAUAAGUGCUACAGGAGUAAUAGAAGCUGAUAUCAAAAUAGUUAAGUUUCGACUUCUCAAAAAGAGAUCACAAGUCAAAGCUCUACGCAAAUUUGCAAGAGCUAUGAAAUGGCCUAAUUUACUCAUGGUAGAUGAAUCUCUAAAAGAGCUAGAUCCAGAUGCUUCACCUCUCGAAGAUCGUUCUGCAGAUGCUAUGUCUUAUUGCACCGGCUUAAUCUUACCAGGACCAACUCAACCAUGGCUUCUCAUGAAUACUUUAAUUGACUGCGAUGAAGAUGGCGGUGCUGAUCUUGGUGGCCUCACACAUAUGCAUCCCAAUUCUGGCUUUCAGUAUAGAGGCAGUACGUAUUGGGCAUCUACUUGUAUCGUUGGUAAAGUUCUCGCUCCUACUUGUCAAGAGAUUGCAGGUUGGAUUGGUCCGACUCUCGCUUCUAUAGAUAUCGAACGCACUCAAGUAUUGCGAAUUCGUCAACGUAUGUCUCCUCAAACCAUCACUAAAACCGACGUCUUAAGCAUGAGAGUUCGAUCUGAUCCUCUUGGUCCUCCCGAUCCAAACGAUCCCGUUUAUCCCGUUAGCGAAUUUGUAUUCCCCAAGCUCGACUUGGAAUCUCCACCCAUAGAUAAUAUCCGUAUUGAAAAAUUAGCAUUCGACGUAGCGAAACCAAACCAGCAGCUUGAUGGUGGCUCCCCAAAGAGAAGUAGCGAGAUGGGAAAGAGACCACCUACUUAUGAUGCGUGUGUGGUUUUUGCUAGGAGAGGACAAUCGCACUGGUUGAGAUUAGCUCAUGAUGUUUCCUUCAUCACGGCGUAUCCUUGUUCUCAUGGUCCACAUGUUCUCUUCUUCGACUACGUCUAUAAAGUCGCGCGCAUGAAUCAAUUACUCGAUAUACAUAACUGGGCCGGAGUCGGCGGCGCCAAUCUAAACGAAGAUUUACAAUUGGGUUGGGCGCCGCAACCGGAGGAACUAGGUAUUCGGGGUUCAUGGGAAGAAGGUUAUGAUAUGAAGGGGGCACAAUGGAAAUUUAAUCAACUUAUGGAGGGAGUAGAUAAAGAUACGGUGUUGGUGAUUGAGGCGUGGGGUGUGGAGGAUAAUGAGUGUAUGGCUAGGGCCUGGUGUAGUCACUGGGGAUUGAACGCUGUGGUGGCGGUGGUGGGGAAGAGUUGUUUGGCUUGUGCGGUUAGGGAGGCGUAUGCGGCGGCGGUUAAUGUGGUUAUUUUGUGGGGAUGGUGGUGGGGAGGGUAGAGAGGGGGUUAGGGGUUGAUUUGGAAUGUAAUUCUGUAUUUGGGGUAGCAAUGGGAUUGGUUGGGGGAGGGUGGUUAGUAUGGAUGCGGUAUGGGCAAUGCGAGAUGGGAGGUGUGAAGGAUAGAAUAUUGGGUUACAAGCUGUAUCAUACAUAAUCUUACAUUGAGGAGUUUGCGUUGGGAUAAUGGGAUGGGGUGGAUGGGAUGGAUGGGCCCGGAUAGGAGUGGAUUUUUUAUUAAAUACCUAUGAUGUGUUUGGGCAUCUAGUAGGUGUAAUCGGUUUUGGUGGAGCAAUAUACCAGUAAUUUUUUCGUUAU